AUGGCGGGGCUGCACGAGGAGGUGCAGCAGGUUUGGGCGCAUAACUUCGACCGGGAGAUCAAGCUAAUCGAGUCGCUCUUGCCGCGGUUCCGGUAUGUGGCCGUGGACACCGAGUUCCCAGGGACAGUGCACGAGCCUGCGUUGCCGUCGUACAUGCUCUCGGCGGAGAGGCGUUUCUCACUGCUCAAGGCGAACGUGGACGAGCUAGAACUCAUCCAACUCGGCCUCAUGAUGUUCGACAUGGGGUGCCGGCUCCCGGACCUCUGCGGCGCCACGCGGUACGUGCGGGAGUUCAACUUUCGGGAGUUCGAUGUGCGGCGCCCCCGCCACGCGCCGGAGUCGAUCGCCAUGCUGCGGAACAAGGGUGUCGACUUUGACCUGACGCACGAGGACGGCAUCGACGCAGCGGUGUUCGGGCCGCGGCUGCGCAAGUGGCUGCGCGCCGGCGUCAUCACAUUUAGCGGUGGCUACGACCUGGCGUACAUGGUCAAGAUGAUGUUUGGUGCCGGGUACAAGCUGCUUGCCACGGCGGUGGAAUUCGAGCGCGUUGCGAAGGUGCUCCUCCAGAGGAAGCUCUUUGACGUCAAGGAGAUGGCACGGUAUUGCCCGAGCGACCUCCGCGGCAGGCUAGAGAGCAUCGUCGGGAAGCUCAAAGUGGCGCGGGCCGUCCGCGAGGUGCACUAG
This is a messenger RNA of Phragmites australis (common reed), 684 nucleotides long. Its product is annotated as probable CCR4-associated factor 1 homolog 9. Gene Ontology annotation, cellular component: CCR4-NOT complex; CCR4-NOT core complex; P-body. Gene Ontology annotation, molecular function: poly(A)-specific ribonuclease activity; nucleic acid binding. The transcript has a single exon. The coding region runs from base 1 to 684 and encodes 227 amino acids. Lineage: Eukaryota; Viridiplantae; Streptophyta; Magnoliopsida; Poales; Poaceae. The record is from RefSeq and is a predicted model, not a curated record.